Molecule: messenger RNA, 3609 nt
Organism: Closterium sp. Yama58-4
Lineage: Eukaryota; Viridiplantae; Streptophyta; Zygnematophyceae; Desmidiales; Closteriaceae
Source: the annotation of a GenBank genome assembly
AUGUAUAUGGUUACCAGUGCCCCCAUCCCUCCUUUCCUCCCUCCCAACUUCCACAACCCCCGCUACCAUCCCCUCCCUCUUGCCACGAGCUCGAGGUUCGGCAGCGGGUUCUGGGACAGGCUCGGCGGCAGGUUCGGGAGGAGGGAGGGGCUUUGGAACUGGGACUUGUGGCUUUUCCUUGUCAGUGAUUGCAAUGAUCUGAGGGCAAGCGGAGAAGGGAGGGGGGUGGAAGAAAGGGAGAGGAGGGGAGAGGAAGUAAGGGGAGGAGGGAGGAGGGUGGGGCUUUGGGACCUGUGGCUUGCGACUGGGAUUGGGAUUGGGAUUGGGAUUGGGAUUGGGAUUGGGAUUGGGAUUGGGAUUGGGAUUGGGAUUGGGAUUGGGAUUGGGAUUGGGAUUGGGAUUGGGAUUGGGAUUGGGAUUGGGAUUGGGAUUGGGAUUGGGAUUGGGAUUGGGAUUGGGAUUGGGAUUGGGAUUGGGAUUGGGAUUGAGCUUGGGCUUGGGAUUGGGAUUGGGAUUGGGAUUGGGAUUGGGAUUGGGAUUGGGAUUGGGAUUGGGAUUGGGAUUGGGAUUGGGAUUGGGAUUGGGAUUGGGAUUGGGAUUGGGAUUGGGAUUGGGAUUGGGAUUGGGAUUGGGAUUGGGAUUGGGAUUGGGAUUGGGAUUGGGAUUGGGAUUGGGAUUGGGAUUGGGAUUGGGAUUGGGAUUGGGAUUGGGAUUGGGAUUGGGAUUGGGAUUGGGAUUGGGAUUGGGAUUGGGAUUGGGAUUGGGAUUGGGAUUGGGAUUGGGAUUGGGAUUGGGAUUGGGAUUGGGAUUGGGAUUGGGAUUGGGAUUGGGAUUGGGAUUGGGAUUGGGAUUGGGAUUGGGAUUGGGAUUGGGAUUGGGAUUGGGAUUGGGAUUGGGAUUGGGAUUGGGAUUGGGAUUGGGAUUGGGAUUGGGAUUGGGAUUGGGAUUGGGAUUGGGAUUGGGAUUGGGAUUGGGAUUGGGAUUGGGAUUGGGAUUGGGAUUGGGAUUGGGAUUGGGAUUGGGAUUGGGAUUGGGAUUGGGAUUGGGAUUGGGAUUGGGAUUGGGAUUGGGAUUGCGCUUGGGAUUGGGAUUGGGCUUGGGAUUGGGAUUGGGUUUGGGAUUGGGAUUGGGCUUGGGAUUGGGAUUGGACUUGGGAUUGGGAUUGGGCUUGGGAUUUGGAUUGAGCUUGGGAUUGGGAUUGGGCUUGGGAUUGGGAUUGGGCUUGAGAUUGGGAUUGGGCUUGGGAUUGAACUUGAGCUUGGGAUUGGGAUUAGGCUUGGGAUUGGGAUUGGGCUUGGGCUUGGGAUUGGGAUUGGGUUUGGGAUUGGGACUGGUAUUGGGCUUGGGAUUGGGCUUGGGCUUGGGAUUGGGAUUGGGAUUGGGAUUGGGAUUGGGCUUGGGGUUGGGAUUGGGCUUGGGAUUGGGAUUGGGAUUGGGCUUGGGAUUGGGAUUGGGAUUGGGCAUGGGAUUGGGAUUGGGCUUGGGAUUGGGCUUGAGAUUGGGAUUGGGCUUGGAAUUGGGAUUGGGCUUGGGAUUGAGAUUGGGCUUGGGAUUGGGAUUGGGCUUGGGAUUGGGAUUGGGAUUGGGAUUGGGAUUGGGAUUGGGAUUGGGAUUGGGAUUGGGAUUGGGAUUGGGAUUGGGAUUGGGAUUGGGAUUGGGAUUGGGAUUGGGAUUGGGAUUGGGAUUGGGAUUGGGAUUGGGAUUGGGAUUGGGAUUGGGAUUUGGAUUAGGCUUGGGAUUGGGAUUGGGCUUGGGAUUGGGAUUGGGCUUGGGAUUGGGAUUGGGUUUGGGAUUGGGAUUGGGCUUGGGAUUGUGAUUGGGCUUGGGAUUGGGAUUGGGCUUGGGAUUGUGAUUGGGCUUGGGAUUGGGAUUGGGAUUGGGAUUGGGAUUGGGAUUGGGAUUGGGAUUGGGAUUGGGAUUGGGAUUGGGAUUGGGAUUGGGAUUGGGAUUGGGAUUGGGAUUGGGAUUGGGAUUGGGAUUGGGAUUGAGCUUGGGAUCGGGAUUGGGCUUGGGAUUGGGCUUGGGAUUGGGAUUGGGAUUGGGAUUGGGAUUGGGAUUGGGAUUGGGAUUGGGAUUGGGAUUGGGAUUGGGAUUGGGAUUGGGAUUGGGAUUGGGAUUGGGAUUGGGAUUGGGAUUGGGAUUGGGAUUGGGAUUGGGAUUGGGAUUGGGAUUGGGAUUGGGAUUGGGAUUGGGAUUGGGAUUGGGAUUGGGAUUGGGAUUGGGAUUGGCCUUGGGAUUGGGAUUGGGAUUGGGCUUGGGCUUGGGAUUGGGACUGGGAUUGGGAUUGGGCUUGGGAUUGGGAUUGGGAUUGGGAUUGGGAUUGGGAUUGGGAUUGGGAUUGGGAUUGGGAUUGGGAUUGGGAUUGGGAUUGGGAUUGGGAUUGGGAUUGGGAUUGGGAUUGGGAUUGGGAUUGGGAUUGGGAUUGGGAUUGGGAUUGGGAUUGGGAUUGGGAUUGGGAUUGGGAUUGGGAUUGGGAUUGGGAUUGGGAUUGGGAUUGGGAUUGGGAUUGGGAUUGGGAUUGGGAUUGGGAUUGGGAUUGGGAUUGGGAUUGGGAUUGGGAUUGGGAUUGGGAUUGGGAUUGGGAUUGGGAUUGGGAUUGGGAUUGGGAUUGGGAUUGGGAUUGGGAUUGGGAUUGGGAUUGGGAUUGCGCUUGGGAUUGGGAUUGGGCUUGGGAUUGGGAUUGGGUUUGGGAUUGGGAUUGGGCUUGGGAUUGGGAUUGGACUUGGGAUUGGGAUUGGGCUUGGGAUUGGGAUUGAGCUUGGGAUUGGGAUUGGGCUUGGGAUUGGGAUUGGGCUUGAGAUUGGGAUUGGGCUUGGGAUUGAACUUGAGCUUGGGAUUGGGAUUAGGCUUGGGAUUGGGAUUGGGCUUGGGAUUGGGAUUGGGAUUGGGAUUGGGAUUGGGAUUGGGAUUGGGAUUGGGAUUGGGAUUGGGAUAGGGCUUGGGAUUGGGAUUCGGAUUGGGAUUGGGAUUGGGCUUGGGAUUGGGAUUGGGCUUGGGAUUGGGAUUGGGCUUGGGAUUGUGAUUGGGCUUGGGAUUGGGAUUGGGCUUGGGAUCGGGAUUGGGAAGAUUGGGCUUGGGAUUGGGAUUGGGCUUGGGAUUGGGCUUGGGAUUGGGAUUGGGCUUGGGAUUGGGAUUGCGCUUGGGAUUGGGAUUGGGCUUGGGAUUGGGAUUGGGUUUGGGAUUGGGAUUGGGCUUGGGAUUGGGAUUGGACUUGGGAUUGGGAUUGGGCUUGGGACUGGGAUUGGGCUUGGGAUUGGGAUUGGGCUUGGGAUUGGGAUUGGGCUUGAGAUUGGGAUUGGGCUUGGGAUUGAACUUAAACUUGGGAUUGGGAUUAGGCUUGGGAUUGGGAUUGGGCUUGGGCUUGGGAUUGGGAUUGGGAUUGGGAUUGGGAUUGGGAUUGGGAUUGGGAUUGGGAUUGGGAUUGGGAUUGGGAUUGGGAUUGGGAUUGGGAUUGGGAUUGGGAUUGGGAUUGGGAUUGGGAUUGGGAUUGGGAUUGGGAUUGGGAUUGGGAUUGGGAUUGGGAUUGGGAUUGGGAUUGGGAUUGGGAUUGGGCUUGGGCUUGGGCUUGUGCUUGUGCUUGUGCGUGCUUGGGCUUGUACUUGUUUGUGA